AAUCUAGGGCAAAAACAGCAGCAUCCUCUGGAAGCACACACACACUGUGUGCAGAUCUCACUCACGGUUGUUCUUCGAUCUGCAAAAAUGGCGUUAGCGUUCGAUGAAUACGGGCGGCCGUUCAUAAUACUUCGGGAACAAGAAAGCAAGAGCAGGUUAAGAGGUAUAGAUGCUCAGAAAGCCAACAUUUCCGCCGGCGUUGCUGUUUCUCGCAUCCUCCGUACAUCUCUCGGUCCUAAAGGCAUGGAUAAGAUGCUCCAGAGCCCCGACGGCGACAUCACCAUCACAAACGAUGGCGCAACAAUCUUGGAACAAAUGGAUGUCGACAAUCAAAUUGGGAAACUUAUGGUUGAACUGUCACGUAGUCAAGAUUAUGAAAUCGGUGAUGGAACAACUGGUGUAGUUGUUCUGGCCGGUGCACUUUUAGAACAAGCUGAGAAGCUUCUAGAACGUGGAAUUCAUCCCAUUCGAGUUGCAGAAGGAUUUGAAAUUUCUUCAAAGAUGGCUGUUGACCAUUUGGAAAAGAUAUCACAUAAAUUUGAUUUCAGUGCUACCAAUAUCGAACCGUUGGUCCAAACUUGCAUGACCACCUUAUCCUCCAAAAUUGUGAAUCGAUGCAAGCGUAGUUUGGCGGAGAUUGCGGUAAAAGGUGUGAUGGCUGUUGCGGAUUUAGAGAGAAAAGAUGUUAACCUAGAUUUGAUCAAAGUGGAGGGAAAGGUUGGUGGGAAAUUAGAGGAUACGGAACUUGUAUACGGAAUCAUUGUUGAUAAAGAUAUGAGUCACCCACAAAUGCCAAAACAAAUUGAAGAUGCAAAAAUUGCGAUUUUGACCUGCCCGUUUGAGCCACCGAAGCCUAAGACCAAACAUAAGGUUGACAUUGAUACGGUCGAAAAGUUUCAAACUUUGAGGAAGCAAGAACAGCAGUACUUUGAUGACAUGGUUCAGCAAUGCAAGGAUGUAGGGGCCACACUGGUAAUUUGUCAAUGGGGCUUCGAUGACGAAGCAAAUCACUUGUUAAUGCACAGGAAUUUGCCAGCUGUCAGAUGGGUUGGCGGUGUAGAACUGGAGCUAAUAGCAAUCGCUACUGGCGGUAGAAUUGUUCCCAGGUUCCAGGAACUAACAACUGAAAAACUAGGAAAGGCUGGUUUGGUUAGAGAAAAGGCAUUUGGUACCACAAAAGAUCGAAUGCUUUAUAUUGAGCAUUGUGCAAACUCAAAGGCUGUAACCGUUUUCAUCCGUGGAGGUAACAAGAUGAUGAUCGAGGAGACAAAACGCAGCAUCCAUGAUGCAUUAUGUGUUGCUAGAAAUCUUAUUCGUAAUAACUCGAUUGUAUAUGGUGGCGGAGCUGCAGAAAUUUCAUGCUCAAUUGCAGUUGAAGCUGCCGCUGAUAAAUAUCCAGGUGUUGAACAGUAUGCCAUCAGGGCGUUUGCAGAUGCAUUGGACUCCGUACCCAUGGCUCUUGCAGAGAAUAGCGGUCUGCAACCCAUCGAAACAGUAUCCGCAGUUAAAGCACAGCAAAUUAAGGAAAACAAUCAUUGCUGUGGCAUUGACUGCAACGAUACUGGUACGAAUGAUAUGCGUGAGCAAAACGUAUUUGAAACCUUGAUUGGCAAGCAACAGCAGAUCUUGCUUGCCACACAAGUCGUGAAAAUGAUUUUGAAGAUCGAUGAUGUCAUCUCUCCAACAGAAUACUGAGUUUGUGGUUCCUACUGACUUUCAAGUUUUGGUCAAACGUAGAACAUUGCGACUAGUUAUUUGUCGGAAAACCUAGCGUUGUUUGGUACUCUGUUUAUGUGACUUGCUGUCAUUUGUUUGGUGUUGGUGUUUGUUUUAUUUUGAGAACACUACGAUCUUACUCUUUAUGUUUACGGUUCUUGAGCGUUUUCUCAAGUGAUCACGUGCUUUUAACA
This is a messenger RNA of Helianthus annuus (common sunflower), 1910 nucleotides long. RefSeq names its product T-complex protein 1 subunit epsilon. The coding region runs from base 88 to 1695 and encodes 535 amino acids. Gene Ontology annotation, molecular function: ATP hydrolysis activity; ATP binding; ATP-dependent protein folding chaperone. Lineage: Eukaryota; Viridiplantae; Streptophyta; Magnoliopsida; Asterales; Asteraceae. The transcript is spliced from 9 exons. The record is from RefSeq and is a predicted model, not a curated record. Gene Ontology annotation, biological process: protein folding. Gene Ontology annotation, cellular component: chaperonin-containing T-complex.